Antechinus flavipes (yellow-footed antechinus) is the source of this 1927-nucleotide messenger RNA. Its product is annotated as mortality factor 4-like protein 1. Gene Ontology annotation, cellular component: NuA4 histone acetyltransferase complex; nucleus. Gene Ontology annotation, biological process: regulation of DNA-templated transcription; chromatin organization. The record is from RefSeq and is a predicted model, not a curated record. Bases 395 to 1786 code for a protein of 463 amino acids. NCBI's taxonomy places the organism in Eukaryota, Metazoa, Chordata, Mammalia, Dasyuromorphia, Dasyuridae. The transcript has a single exon.
GCAGCACCUUCUUGGCGGAGCUCUGAGCCGGGGAGUGUGCGCCCACCACGCCGAGCCUAAGUCUCUGAGCCUCGAGCUCCUCGGCUGCUCUUCCAGGCCACGUGUAGUGGCUCGGGCCGGUCUGGGCUCCAGCUCAUUCCAGAUCCAGGUCUGCUCGCUUCCAGCUCCGGCUGUUCCAGUUCCAGUGGUUCCAGUUCCAGCGGUUCCAGUUCCAGCGGUUCCAGUUCCAGCGGUUCCAGCUCCAGGCGGGUCCAGAUCCAGUGCUUCCAGAUCCUGUGGUUCCAGGUCGGCUCGUUCCAGCUCGAGUUCCGGUGGUUCCAGGUCCAGAUCCAGUGGUUCCAGAUCCGGUGGUUCCCUAUCCAGCCAGCCCUCCCUAGAGCCCAGCUGCUGAGCGAUGGCUUUCUCCAAGCCUGAGUGUAAGAAAAUGCCCAUCCUGCCCACCAUCCAGGAGGGGGAACGGGUACUCACCUUCCACGGGCCCAUAAUCCGGGAGGCCGAGUGCAUCCGUGUGGCCAUAGAAAAUAGGCAGGUCCAGUAUUUGGUGCGCUACAAGCUCGAGAGCGGCUCGGGGAUGAGCCGCUUCUUGUCUGGAGGCAGGGCCUAUCCCUACGCCACUCCCAUGCCGCCCCCCCCCUCCCCGGGGCCCACCACCUCCGGUAGCAUCAGCAAAGGUUCUGAGGAUGGCGCCUGCAAAAGUCACGAGGGUAGCCUGGGAGAGACCAGCCCCGGCAGCGGGGCCGAGGCCGGCACUGAGGCCAAGGUCGAGGUCGGCGCCGUGGCUGGGGUCGAGGCCGGGGCCGGGGUCGAUGCCGGGGCCAGCACCGAGGCCGAGGCCGGGGCCGGGGCCAGCUCCGAGGCCGGGGCCGGGGCCGGGGCCAGCACCGAGGCCGGGGCCGGGGCCAGUGCCGAGGCCGGGGCCAGCACCGAGGCCGGGGCCGGGGCCAGCGCCGGCACCACUAGUGCCGGCUUCGCCGUGCCUGGCUGUAGCGCUGCGAGCGCUUUUUUCAGUAUUCGAGAGCAGCGUGCCCCCGUGACCACCUGGUCUUACGAGUGGAUCCCUGAGAGCCGUGUGUUGCGCUACAGUGCGGCCGGGAGGGAUAGUGAUAGCGACGACUCCUCCUCGGCCUCCUCUGAAACCUGUAGCCGGGCCUCUGACCCCGGGGAGGGCAGCAGCCACUGCAGCAGAGAGGGAGGGGCCGAGGGGCCCAAAGACAGGGAGGGCGAGAAGGCCCUGGCCGUGGUCGGCCCUGUGCCCGAAAAGAAAUAUAUCAAAAGGCGGGAGGUCAAGGUGACCCUGCCCAAUGCCCUGAAGCCCCUGCUCGUUAAAGAUUGGGAGCUGGUGAUCCACAGCAAAAAGCUCUUCAUUCUUCCGGCCCGGAAGAAUGUUGACGAGAUCCUGGCCGAGUACGCCCUCCUGCAGCAGAAUUCGGGGGUGCUCACCAAGCGCUACGCCGUGCAGGAGCUGGUGGCCGGCAUCAAAGAGUAUUUCAACGUGAUGUUGGGUACUCAGCUGCUCUAUAAGUUUGAGCGGCCCCAAUACAACGACAUCGUAGCCAGCCACCCCACCCUGCGCAUGUCCCAGAUCUACGGGGGGGCCCAUCUGCUGCGCCUCUUUGUGCAGCUCGGCUCGAUGCUGGCCUACACGGCCCUGGAUGACAGCAGCCUCAACCUGCUGCUGGGCCACAUGCACGAUUUCCUCAAGUACCUAGCCAGCAACACCUCGGUGCUCUUCAGUGCGGAGGACUACGAGUCCGCCAGCGCCGAGUACCUCGAGAGGGUCGAGUGAGCGGCCGCCGGCCGUGCCGGCACGCCAGGUUGCCUGCUCCGGCAGCCUUCGUUCAGUCUCGGGCGUGCUCGUUUUUUUUGAGAUUGUUAUUUUUUGAUUUUGAAUUUUUUGGUUACAUGCGGGCGGGAAAGGCCGCCGGCG